Messenger RNA from Arabis nemorensis, 726 nucleotides. NCBI's taxonomy places the organism in Eukaryota, Viridiplantae, Streptophyta, Magnoliopsida, Brassicales, Brassicaceae. The record is from the annotation of a GenBank genome assembly.
AUGGGCGUUUGCUGCCCUUUUCUUCGACCCUGGGAUCGAGCUCGAGACCGAUUUCUCCUCAACAUUCCUUGUCUCUCAGAUCCUGUUCGAAGAUCUUCUCUGCUUCUGAAAUUGGCACUAGUAGCGUUACACCUUGUCUUCGUCGGCUUUCUCUUCUUUUUCGAUGAAGAGUUUAUUGAGAAAACUAAACGAGAUCCAUGGUACAUGGCUUCUUAUUUCUUGUUGUUCUCUGUCACGCUUCUUCAGUAUUUUAUAACUUCUGGCUCUUCUCCUGGGUAUGUUGUUGAUGCAAUGAGGGAUGUUUGCGAGGCAAAUGCAGUGUACGGAAACACUCCAGCGACGAUCUCGAUACAACAUGCUUCCAGAAAAAGUGAGAGCUUAGUUGUUACUGUGGAAGGAGAAUCAGCUUCAAAUGCAAGAAGGACUCCAGCUUCCCCUUGGGGGAAGUUGGUUUUGGACUUGUAUCCUCCAGGAACAUCCAUAAGAAAUUUGACAUGCAGCUAUUGUCAUGUGGAGCAGCUACCUAAUUCUGACGAAUCAAAGCACUUACGAACUUGUGAGGCGAAGACGUAUUCCGUACUUGAGUUACUUCAUGAAGCUGAUCGGUAUGUUCGUGUGAUACUAAAGUUGUUGAGGUUUGCAGGAAUAUUCCAGAACGAGUGCAUCCGUUUAGCAGAGGAAUUCGGAGGAACGUAUACAAUGUCUGUUGCGACAACUCUAAUCUAG